Molecule: messenger RNA, 1861 nt
Organism: Sphaeramia orbicularis (orbiculate cardinalfish)
Lineage: Eukaryota; Metazoa; Chordata; Actinopteri; Kurtiformes; Apogonidae
Exons: 4
Coding region: 134-1030 (298 amino acids)
Cellular component (GO): nucleoplasm; cytoplasmic stress granule
Molecular function (GO): RNA binding
Source: RefSeq, a predicted model, not a curated record
CCUGUUCCACCCACAUUCUCGUGUCGCUUCCGGGUGGCCACACAGGACUCAACUAGCGAGCCGACGUUGUCUCAACGCUGUAAACAAAAGUUAUUAAACGGUUUAGGUUCGGCGACACAGUCAACAAAAAGACAUGCAUAUCAAAACAGGUACAUGGGAAUCAAGCAACACUGUGUGUGAGUCAGACACCCUCUGUGAUCCAGCAGUUCUUGUUUCAGCCACCAACUCAGAGCCACAUAUUCGCAACCGCCGCCUGUCUCCUGGCUCAGGCAACUGUGGAGGUGGUGGGGGUGGAGGCUGCAUCUCUGGAAGCGACCAGCAACCCCGACAGCAUUCUCCUGAGGGCGACUUGAUCGGUCCCGGUCACACACAUGCCUUAAACUUCCGCAGGGAAAAAGAACGGAGGGGCUAUCAGUACAAAGGGCGCAGCAUUCGGAGGGAAAGCCAGAAAGGAGUCAGUCGAGGGAGUGACCGGCCUCAAAAGGUUAACCAAAAGGAGAGGUGGGUGGAGGACAGUCUGUCACUGCUCAAGCCCCCACCUGCCUUCCCAGUGCAGGACAGCCCCGCCAAGCUGCAGCCUGCUGUUAGCUAUGCCUCCAAGGUGAAGGCAGGAGCAGCAGGUGGGCCCCUUGAGGAGGACCGUCCUGCUAUUGGUGUGCUACUACAGAACCAGUGGGGUCUAAGUUUCAUCAGUGAGGCAAGGCCUGUCACAGAGGGCACUGGUUCUAAUCCUGCUGCCAACGCCCUCCCUGCUCAGCCCACAGACGCUAAUCAAUCAGAAGACCCACAAGUCAACACAGUUGUCACAGUCCAGGCUCCAGAAGAAACCCCAAGUCCAGCUGCUACCCCUGUCCCCCCUACCAUGCGCCCAGAGGAGGAUGAGAGCAACGGGAAGCUACUGCUUAGUUGUCGCCAUCUAGUGGAGGCUUUGAACUAUCACAAUAGAGAGUGGAAUGCUAUCUGUAACAAACAAAAAAAAGAUCCAAAAAGGGUUGUCUGGUAUAAGGAAAAUCAGGAGCACCCUGCCUAACAGUGUGAGAAACCCAAAGUAUAUUUACACACAACACACCCACAUGCACAUUAAAUCACAAAAAGAUGGACAAAUUUGAGUCCCUGUCACACACAGCACUCAGGAUGAUGUCUUCACACAAAGCCACACUGAGACACUUUGGACUAACUCCUUUGAGAUCUUACUGCAAUGGACUUUUUUUUAACGCCUUACAGAAAGCCUGCCUUAAUUAAUCAGACCUGUACUCAUUGCCUCUCGUUACAAUUUUUAGCUGUAUGUGUAGAGCUGAGUUUUUAUAAAAAAGAAAAAAAUACAAUCUCUAAGGAGCUAUAAUUUAAUUUUGUCCUUUUCGGAAGCUGCAGUUUUAUCAAACUACUCUGAACGUCAUUUUGUUAUCCUCUGUAAAGCGAGUGGUCAAUCAAGCACUUUGUUAAAAAUCUGUUGUGACCAAUCCCUGCGUGCGAGAAACCCUCAUCAGAGUGAUUCUUUUCCUUUUUUUUUUUUUUUUUUGUUUGGUGCCCCCUCUUGAUUAUAAAUGGAAGAAUGUCUUGUACCUGCUUGAGUUUUAUUAUUGUAUGCAGAGGACUUGUGUAACCAUGUCUUCGGUUUACAGAAGGGUGUAGUCAAAGGCACAAUAGAGUUCACCCUUUACCCGUUAGAUCUUAAUGCUGUUAUCCGUUCUUUGUUUUCAUUUGGUUCCCUGAUUGGGUGAAUGUUAUCCAUGAAUCCUUUAGGGAUUUUACCAUGUUCAGUAUGUUGAUUUUUGAAAAGAAAAUUUAUUGAAUAAUAAAAUUUACACUGGAGAAGGAAUGUAAGUGAACAGUAUUGCUUAAUAAAGAGGAAUAAACUUGA